AUGGGGAAAAGUAGUAAAGACAAAAGAGAUUUAUAUUAUAGAAAAGCUAAAGAAUUAGGUUAUAGAGCCAGAUCUGCAUUUAAAUUAUUACAACUGAAUGAGGAAUUUCAUUUUUUGGAUAAUUUAGAAAGGGUUGUGGAUUUAUGUGCUGCUCCUGGUUCAUGGUCCCAGGUUUUAUCUCGGGUGAUGUUUGAAGAAAAUAAUAACAAUAACCCGAAUAAAAAAAUCAUUGCUGUGGACCUACAACCAAUGUCACCCAUUAAAAACGUGACUACUUUACAAGCAGAUAUCACUCAUCCAAAAACCUUAACACGUAUACUAGAAUUAUUUGGCAACGAAAAGGCAGAUUUUGUUUGUUCAGAUGGUGCCCCAGAUGUCACUGGUCUCCAUGAUUUGGAUGAGUAUGUACAACAACAAUUAAUCAUGAGUGCAUUGCAGUUAACCACCUGUAUAUUAAAACCACAAGGUACUUUCGUGGCUAAGAUUUUUCGCGGCAGAGAUAUCGAUAUGUUAUACUCUCAAUUAGGAUAUUUAUUUGACCGUGUAAUAUGUGCAAAACCAAGAUCUUCGAGAGGUACUUCUUUAGAAGCAUUUAUUGUAUGCCUAGGAUACAAUCCGCCUGCCAAUUGGGAACCAAAACUGGACAUGAAUCAAUCUAUUGAAGAGUUCUUCCAAAAUUGUUUCAGAAGUGUAUCCAAAUUGACUAUAGAGGAUAAGUUAAUAGAGUGGCACGAGGAAGACCGUACAGUAGCACCAUUUAUGUUAUGUGGGGGUCUAGACAGCAUUGACUCCGAUGCUACAUAUCAUGAUGAGCCUGGCGAUAACUCAAAGGAGCCUCGUCAGUCAUUAGACCCUGUACAACUUCCAACAAAUCCACCAUAUAAGAAAGCUUUAGAGUUAAAAAGAAGUGGGAAGUUAACAAGAGCAGUAUAA
Arxiozyma heterogenica is the source of this 933-nucleotide messenger RNA. It is a transcript of the gene TRM7, whose product is annotated as tRNA methyltransferase TRM7. NCBI's taxonomy places the organism in Eukaryota, Fungi, Ascomycota, Saccharomycetes, Saccharomycetales, Saccharomycetaceae. Gene Ontology annotation, molecular function: tRNA methyltransferase activity. Bases 1 to 933 code for a protein of 310 amino acids. The transcript has a single exon. The record is from RefSeq and is a predicted model, not a curated record. Gene Ontology annotation, biological process: tRNA methylation; cytoplasmic translation. Gene Ontology annotation, cellular component: cytoplasm.